Molecule: messenger RNA, 1731 nt
Organism: Neoarius graeffei (lesser salmon catfish)
Lineage: Eukaryota; Metazoa; Chordata; Actinopteri; Siluriformes; Ariidae
Gene: xkr5a
Product: XK related 5a
Exons: 7
Coding region: 1-1731 (576 amino acids)
Biological process (GO): engulfment of apoptotic cell; apoptotic process involved in development; phosphatidylserine exposure on apoptotic cell surface
Cellular component (GO): plasma membrane
Source: RefSeq, a predicted model, not a curated record
AUGGCCGCAGUGGUGUGCGGAGGAGGAGGAGGAGGAGGAUGCGGGAGCGCGUGCUGGCAGAUGCUCCUGUUUGGCUCGACCGCGCUUGUGAUCCUGGUGGAAAGAGCCGCGCUGAUCUGCUGCUUUGCCUUCUACCUGUGGAAGGAGCAGUUGUUGUGGGCGGGGCUGACCUUUGCCCUGUUGUUGCCAGGGGCGAUCGUGCAGGUGUUGAGUUUUAUGUGGUACCGGGCGGAUGGAGAGCAGAGAACAUAUCACCUGCUCAUGAUACACACACUCCACCUGGGCAUCUUCAAAAGGUUGUGGGACUGCAGUGUGUGUGUGUGGCGUGCUCAGUCUCAGGCUCAGCAGGUGAUGCAGCAGGUGGACGUGGCGGCGUUGCGUUUACUGGACGUUCUGCUCCUCACCCUCCCUCAGGCGCUCACACACACGUACGUUCUCACGGCGAGCGAGUUCAGCCUCGCGUCUCCAGUUGCGCUGUGUAGCGGUGUGUGUGUGCUGUCCCUGUCCUGGGCGUUGGUAUUAUACAGUCGCGCAUGUUGUCUGGCACGGCCUGGUCACCUGCUCAUGCCCCCUGCUGCCCUGCUGUGCCAGCUGUUAUGGAGGGCAGGGCUACUGACUGCACGCUUCGCCAGCCUUGCCCUGUUCGCCCGCUCCUUCGGAUACUGGGUCAUCGGCGUCGUAGGUUGUCAUUGGCUGAUCGCAGUGCUCUGGUUGGUCUCCCAACAGACUGAUAUCUGCGUAGGCCAAUGGGCUUGGCGUGGGUUCAACCUCGUGCUGGGCUGCGUGCAUGUCUUCCUGUUCCUGAACGUGAAGGACGGCCCGUCUCGGUACCGUAUGGCUGGCUUUUACACGGUGAUGCUGUUGGAGAAUGCCACGCUCGUCCUGGCUGCCUCUGACAUCUUCAGUGAGGCAUCAUGGGAAAGCCUGACUGUCCCCAUUGCUGUCCUGUGUAGCUUCCUGCUGGGUCUGACGUUUCUGCUGCUUUAUUAUCGCUUCCUGCACCCAAAGUCCACAGAGAUCUCUCACACUCUGCAUCACGGCGCUCAGGCAGGCAGCGCGUGUCUCGAUCAGGGCGACUCGUCUUUCUCCCUGACGGACAAGAGCCUCGCUCUUCCCUCUCUCCGUCCUCCACUGUCCUCCUCCCAUCCCUCUUUCUCGCUCCUGGAGCACCCGGGGAGCUGCGGGGCGAAGGUGGGCGCCGAGUGCCGCCACCACCACUGGCUCCUCGUGCGUCUGGCGCUGAAAACCGGAGACCCGAGCAAAAUCGAGCGGGCGUUUGGGGCUGGAGGUACGACGGGCAUCGUGAGUGAAGAGCAGGAGGACGACACAGGAGAGAAAGGAGGCGGAGGAGACAGGUUGGACAUCAAGGACGAGGAUGACACACUGGCGCCACUGUCAGACUGCAAGGACGAGUUUGAGAGUGUGAGCGAAGCGAGAGAAGACGUAGAAGACGACGACGAGGAGGCGGAUGUGGACGUCGGGGAGGAAAUGGAAAGUGUGGACUCGGAGUGGAAGCGCAGCUCUCCUGAGGGGAAGUCCGUGUUCGGAGACAGCCCCGAGCCUGAUUACUGCCCCACCGAGUCCAGUUCAACGCUAUACUUCAGCGCCGACCCACAAUCUCCAAGCAGCGCCAGCGACCCCCGUCCGGAAGUUUCCGGGCCCCACCUGACAGGGCCACGCCGGCACCUCGUCCUCUCUGCACGCGGCCUUGAGGAUGACGCGGGUUUCUGA